Molecule: messenger RNA, 6669 nt
Organism: Betta splendens (Siamese fighting fish)
Lineage: Eukaryota; Metazoa; Chordata; Actinopteri; Anabantiformes; Osphronemidae
Gene: klf12b
Product: Kruppel-like factor 12b
Exons: 6
Coding region: 1608-2696 (362 amino acids)
Biological process (GO): regulation of transcription by RNA polymerase II
Molecular function (GO): DNA-binding transcription factor activity, RNA polymerase II-specific; RNA polymerase II cis-regulatory region sequence-specific DNA binding
Source: RefSeq, a predicted model, not a curated record
GUGUGUGUUUACAUGGGUAUCAACUCUUAUCAGCCGAGCUGGUUUCCUCCCAGGUGCUGCGUAAGCUGGCAAACAGCAUGAAUUUACUUCUCUCUCGCUCUCUCGCUCCCUGGCUCACUCGCCCAUUUGCUGGUCUUUGCAUAGGCGACGAUAAGACACGCGCACACGCGUUAUCUCCUCCCUCCAUCUCGUCUGACUUUGGUGUCUCCCAGGUGCAGACAGCCCUUAUGUUUGAUUCCGCGCUGAAGACCGAGGACCACAUUUGGACUGGAUGUUUACAGGAACUUACAUAAUGGGGUCAUUGUGCAGGGAGAAACACUUGCACACCACAUUGUUGCAGAGCCUGUUUCCAUGUGCAGACCUCACCCCGAACCCACAUCUAUUUCAAAUACAUCACAGUCCUCUAUUAUAAUAGAUUAAUAAAAAUGAAGACUUGUAUUUUAAAAAUUGGUGAAAGGAAUGCUGUUGCUUUUCUUUCUGAAGCUGUGAUUUACCACAUUAGAGCCGGAUUUGUACUUUCGGGUCCAUAAUCAGGCGUUUGAGCCUCCGUGUUUUGUGAAAUCGAGCUACUGACCCUCUGGUUGUUUCUGGACUACACGCUGCGUGUCUCACGUCGGAUUCAACGACAGGUGAAGCCUGGAUGGAGACGGACAGAUACCGGAUGGCAUUUAGCUGGAAUUGAUCGGGACCUGAUAACCCCCCCCCCCAGGUUGUCUGUCCUAGAGAUGAAAACAUGAGAAGUGUAUUCUUCCCUGUAAUAGUUGUGUUCAUGAAAAGAGACGUGUGGUACAGAUUCAAUCCCAGAAGAAAAAGACGAGCGUUUUGAGGUAAAGUGCAUCAGUUGAGUGCAUCUCUAAGGGCUUUUUAACCCUACAGGGGAGUUUUUCUGUUUUUUUUUUUCAAAGGGUAGUGCACAUAACUGGUUUUAUGGCGUUGUGCUCGUCGGGGGGUGGGAGUGGAGGUAGAGUCCACGCUUCCAUGAGCAGAGAGGUAGCAGCACUCCGCUCUCUUGAGCCCUGUUCAAAAAUGUCCCAGAAGCAUCCGAAAGGCUUCGCCCGCUGCGCCUGCCAAGGAAAACACGGCUUAUGAAAUGGAAAUUCUGAGGCCAUUCACAGGCGGCCAGGAAUGAUGACGAAAAAAAAAAGCGAUGUCCAUCUCAGGAAAUCCAGGAGCGAGGUUUGGGGAAAGCACACAUCCGCAGCCUGGCCACACAGGCACAACACGCGGCUCCUUACAGCAGUUCUUAUAUGUUAUAGGAUGGAGGAUCUGACCAUAGACGUCUUGCAUUAUGGGAAAUGUAGGACGGAGUGGGAGAGCGAAUCGCGAGAGGCCUCAGCUCUCGACCACCUUUCUGAAAGUUAGCGCUGUGGGCGAGCGAGCGAGCGAGCGCGCGAGAGAGAGAGGAAGCGGAGGAGUGGAGCGGUGAGACGGCCGCUGUGGGCUGGUUAUCAGGCCAAUGUGUCACACCGGGGCGGCCGGGGGCACCGACAAGGGAAGUGAGCUGUGGCCAAGAGGCCGGCGGCUCACACAAAGCAGCGCCGCUCACCUCCCGUCGCCCGCGCUCGUCCUUUUACUCGCUCCCGGCACCAGGCAGCCACACAAACAGGAUGUUAAUGCUCGACGGAAUGCCUGCAGUCCGAGUCAAAGCCGAGCCCCUGGAAUUGGAACAAGGGUCGCCCAAAGUGCGCCCUUACUCUGCGAUGGACAGCGUCCCGUUCUUCCUCAGCAGAGUUAAAGCCGAACCUCCAGAAGACCUGCUCGCUCACGACCUGCACUUCCACACACAGACUGAGCCCGUUGAUCUGUCAAUCAACAAGCCCCGCCCCUCCUCCUCCUCCAUCACCGUCCCCACCAGCGGGAUCUCCUCGUCGCCCCCCCGCCGCUCCGCCUUCUCCCCGUCGUCUCUGUCCUCGUCGUCCUCCUCCUCCUCGCCGUCGGUCAUCACCUCGGCCUCGUCGGUGCUCACGCCAGGCUCGCUGGUCGCCCCCGGCGCCGGGGCGCGAGGUCAGCCGUAUUUGCACAUCCUGCACUCUGUGCCGCCGCCCCCGUCCAGCCCGCUGAGCCUGCAGGGAGCGGGGAAGCUGGCCAGCCACGUCCACCGCAUUCCAGUCGUGGUGCAGUCGCUGCCCCUCAUGUACACCGCUGCCGUUCGAUCACCCUCCAGCCUCAACAACGCCAUCAUGCUACCUCUGCUGGAUGAGGCCAAAAACCAGGGCAAAGCGCUCGCGGACCCCAGCGGCCUGUCGCCGAGGCACAUCAAGAGCGACAGCGACGACGACGACCUGCCCAACGUGACCCUGGACAGCGUCAACGAGACGGGCUCCACGGCGCUGUCCAUAGCCCGCGCCGUGCAGGACUCCAUGUCUCCGUUCAGUAUUGACAGCAUACGGCGUCCCCGGAGGUCGGAGUCUCCCGAUUCCAAGAAGCGACGGAUCCACAGGUGCGACUUUGAGGGCUGCAAUAAGGUCUACACCAAAAGUUCCCAUUUGAAAGCACACAGGAGGACGCACACAGGGGAAAAGCCAUACAAGUGCACCUGGGACGGCUGCACGUGGAAGUUCGCCCGCUCCGACGAGCUGACGAGGCAUUACAGAAAACACACGGGGGUCAAGCCCUUCAAGUGUGCAGACUGUGACCGCAGCUUCUCCAGAUCCGACCACUUGGCCCUGCACCGGCGCAGACACAUGUUGGUGUGAACCAGACGGAGACAGACAGAGAGAGAGAGAGAGAGAGUGAGCGAGCGAGCGAGCGAGCGAGAGAGAGAGUGAUCAGUGGAACAGACACAGGCAGCCGUGGGAGCGGGAUCUCCCUAUGAAUGUUUCUCAGCUGGCCUGGACCCACACACACACACACACACAUGCACACACACAAACCCACACACACACGUAUAUACAUAAAUAUAUGUAUAUGUACAUAUAUAUAUGUAUGUAUACUCUCUGAUCCGUCAUAAGGAGUCGUGAUGGAGACGUGCACAGAGUUUGGGCAGCACAAAACAGGGUCACUUUUCGAUCCUCUUUGGUUUUGAAGGAACGGAUGCAGGAUCUUUGAUUGUCGUCGUUUGGAGGAACUUUUUGCAGCACUGUUGGUAAAUGUUUCACCCUGAUUUUUAAGAUGAACUCUUUAUUCGGACAAAAGGAAAAAAAAAACUGUCACCAUGAUUUGGAUGGCUGCUUUUCCAGCAUUUAUAAUGUGAAAGACCCCGUUGACAUGAGUGGAUACUCAGAAAGAAGCCGGGUGGGCUGGAUUACAGCGUGGUUAAAGGCUUGGCUUUGGGCCUCGGCCUCCCUGUGAGUGCGGCCUGUGGCCAGCAGAGGGCGCCGUUUCACCACAGAUCGACGCGGUCCUUUAAAAUCGGGGGCGUCCACACAGAAGAGGGCUGGACUGCCACCUUUUGCCACAGGCAGCGAACCAUAAACAACACGGCUCCAGCAGCCACCCGCUGAAUGGAUUAACCUCAUCAACACCUCUACUGUUCCGGAUCCACCACUUUAGUCCAAGCAACGAGAACUGGACACGCGUAUCAUCACACCAGCAAAGAAACUCACCAUGUCUGAUUGAUCCACAGGGCCGGAGACGCCCGUAUCUCAUCAGUGCUAUUCUUUAUGUUGAGCCUCUUGAAAGCAUUUCUUCAAAAAUUCUUUUUGGUGGAUUUUGUGCUGUGAUUAGCAAUCAGUAAAGUGCAAUCUUAAAGGCUAAAUAUACUUUUCAGUAUGACAGAGUUUUGUUUAUUGAAUCUUGUUUUUUUUUUAUUUUAAUGCCUGCUUAUUGCUUACGUUUAACUCAGAAAAUACAACCCCUCAUGUACAGUGAACUUUGAAACAAUCAGAGGAGAUUUCCAGUAUGUGAAGAAAAAAAAAAUAAUAGAGGCACCUUAUAGACUCAUGCGUUCAUCGUGUCCUGAUCGGUCUGCUUACUUUAAUUUUCAGCUUCGCGUUCCACAGUGAAAGGAUUUUGUGUUGUGGUUUUGCACAGCUGCACUUGACCAUAAGCUGACGCCGACGCGGGGACAACGUGGUACUAAUCAAGAAGAGCAAUACACUCGGAGCGAUGCGAUGGGGGGAGGGAGGUCGCCCCCGCCCCCGUCCUCGCUCCGCUUGCUGAUGUCACUGGGCGAGCUGGGAUUUCUAGCUGGGCCAGCUCCUCGCCCGGUACCGUGUCUCCCCUCUGUCACUGGUCGGUGUGCGACAGCACAAGGCUCUGAUCUGACAUGUUGGCGAGUCGCUCCCAAUGAUUCCACUCGGUUUGUCUCAGACGCUGAAGAUCAUGACAGCAGAUCAACUCACCCGACUUCUCUGAGAUUUGGUUAUGAAACGCUGAAAAACACAAGAGGAUCCACACACGCAGUAAAGUCACACAGAAUACAGUCACUGGCAGGAACAUCUUUACUCACCUUUAUAAGAGAAGUAUUUUUAUAGUCCUAAUAACAGACAUGGUUGCAGUAACGCUCCUGUGCUGCAGACACAAACUCAGUAUCAGGCUCUUAUUAUUUGAUAGAGCUGCUAAAUGUCUUUAUUGGAGCGAAGCCAGUGAAAGGAAAGAACAUUUUUGAUAAUAGCACCUUGAAAAGCAUACACUCAGACACAUAACACCCACUUAUACACACACACACACCCACACACACACACACACACACACACACACACACACACACACACACACACACACACACACUCAUAUUUAACAUCCUCACUUUCAGUAAGUAGCCAAAUCCAGGAAGGCAUUUACGCACACACACACACACACACACACACACACACACACACACACACACACACACACACAAACACACACACACACACACACAACACCCACUAUAUGUGACACCCCUUUUGAUGUAAUGGAUGUUAUCAUUAUUUCAUUAUUUAUGUAUAUUUCUUGUGCACAAAUGUCAUUACACCCAGUUGUAUUAUCAUUUUUUGGCAAAAGCAUAUCAGCACCUUGUUUGUUUAUUAGCAUGAUUUUCAAAUUAUUUUAUUUCAGAUGUCAAUUUAUAAACAAAUAAUCGUCAUCGUAUUCUACCAUCCGUGUUAUGUAUAAGAACAUUUUAUGAUCGAGGGGCACUUCAUCAUUGCAUAUAACUUUUUUUUCUGUAAAAAGAAUCUUUUGAAAUGUUGUAAUAUAUGUCAUAGUGAAGAGAAGACUUAUUACAAAGUUCUACAGCCUGUAUAUACAUUGGAAGAAUAGGGCUUUUCAUUAGUAGAUGCAGGAAAUACAUUUAUACAUGUAAAGUCUUUUUCAGAGACUGUAAUUUAUCUAAUUUGAUAUACAGUGAAAUGGGGCUAAUGGUUUUCAUCGUGUAAAUGAUCAUAAGUGGUGUUCUAUAACAGUUUGCUUUUUCCUGUUUGUUUAUUUUAUUUUAUUUUUUUUUGUGGUUAACCAAGUUCACGAUCAAACACGUGUUAUCCCCAAGGCUGAAUCAGUGUUCUCUCCACCCCGCUAAUUAUUUAUAUGCUUUGACCGCAUUAAGGUACUCGAUUCCCCGCUGCGGCCCCGCUUGACGCGGACGGCGGCUCUCCGUAUGUGACGUCGCAUGCCUUAACGCACCGACUUUUAAAGAUUCAAUUAGACUCGACGGUGGCGCCUCCACAGGACAGGGUGUAUUGUAUUUCUCUGCAGCGACUUUUUCCUUGCCAUGUUUUUUUGGAAGCAUAAUUUUGUAACGGUAACCAGGGUCAAAGUUAUGCAAUAACGAUGAAUAGUGCCUCACACCGCGAACGGGUCGCACCAACGCUCUCGACUCCCCGACACGUGUGCUCCAAUCGAUCAAUUUCAAAGGACACACGAGGAAUUUUUGCGAGGAAAUGACAAAAAAAAAAAACAUAAAAAACAAAAAAGCACAGUCAACAAUAUGCAAGUCGGACCUAGUGUUUCACUUUCUUUUUCGCACUGAGCCUUAUGCCAUUGAGUCCAAUGCAGCAUCCUCCCAUCACUUGUCCACGAGCUGUUCAUCGCGUGUAUUAUUACUUUCGCCUGCAAUAAGUCACUUCCUCCACGGGAACAAAAACCGAGUUACAAAAGCCUCUUGAUGUUUCACCUUCAACACAUUAUUUCCACAUACAGUAGUGAUUCCAUGGAAGAUAAUGAAGAAUCUUGGUCACGUGGGAGAAAAACAUCCCGUGUCUGCGAUUCCAGCUUUAGAGUGAUGCCUUUACUUAUGAAUACUGACCUUUCUUUCUAUCAAUUCAAUAUCUAUUUUACUUUCUGUGUAACAUUCUGCUUUUGAGUUCCUGGUUUUGACGAGUUAAGUAGUGAAGCCAAUGCCUAUGUUUCAAGUUUGCUGAUAUUACGUACAGUAAUCGUUGUUUCUGUAUUUAUGUAAAGUGAGUGUAGUGUAAAUAUAUUCCGAUCUUUUCAUUCUUACCGUAAAAAGAAGUUGUGAUAUUGCUCAGCAUCGCUUCAAAAGGGAGACUCUGCUCAUGGUCAACCACAUCUGUAAAAGACAUUUUUAACCCUGAUGUUUUUCAAGGCUUCAAAAACAGGUGUCCUUUUUUUUCUGUUACGCUACUUUUCACGGAGAGUUGUUUAAGUAUCCAGUCAGUGUUUUGCCUUUUUCUCUGUAUUUUUCAUAUGGAUGGAGCUGUGAAAUUAAAAUAAGUUCAAACAUAUACAUGUAUAUGAAUAUGAAUGGAGGCAUGAAGGUUAAUAAAGUUGCAUUUUGUAUGUAAGCGA